Messenger RNA from Aricia agestis (brown argus), 2212 nucleotides. Its product is annotated as transmembrane 7 superfamily member 3-like. NCBI's taxonomy places the organism in Eukaryota, Metazoa, Arthropoda, Insecta, Lepidoptera, Lycaenidae. The coding region runs from base 150 to 1784 and encodes 544 amino acids. The record is from RefSeq and is a predicted model, not a curated record. The transcript is spliced from 10 exons.
CAGAAUGCAAAUAUCUAAAUGCAAACUGUCAACAUGAACAGCUGAUUGUGAUUUGUGUGCCAGAAAGUGCAGGCAGUGGGUUAUUCAAUGCAAAAAAAUAAACAAACUUAUGUGAAAAGAGUGGUAAAUAGGAAGAAAAAGUGUUUACAAUGCUCAAGUACAUAAUUUUCCUUUGUUCGGUUCUGCAAUCCAUAAAUACUUUGAAUUUAAGCGUAACAUUACCGCUAAAUAAAACUACAACUCCGGGUAACAAAGAACUAUGUGGCCGAUAUUACUAUCUCAACGGCACUUCUACUUUAGAAGUUAAUUUUGAGGGUGUUAAUAAGAAUAUUACAUUUAUAAUAUUUCAAGUACACAGUCGUUUUUAUAAUGUUACAUUAUAUAAUAAUACAAUGAUCAAGGGCUCAUAUAUAACUGGCACCAAUGUUGGUCUUUACGGCAAAGUCGCAGCAAAGAUGGAUACAUUUUUUGUUUACAAUCCGAAUGCUAUUGAUCUGAAAGUGUAUGUUUCUGUACAUGGAUAUCAAGCUACUGACCCAAUACCAGGAGGAUGCAAUAUGGAAUUUCCAAUACCAAUAUCCCCAUUUAUGCGUACAUCAUUCAAUAAGGAUUAUGUUCUUGUGUCUGCUGCUUUAGCGAAGAACCCAAAAGAUGUUAGUUGUACAACAAUUGACAAAACAACAGUAGUAUUUUACAAACUUUUCUUGUCUGAACGAGAUUUCAGCACAGAGACAUAUUUUGAAGGAAUCAAACAAAUGAUGACAAUGGAUGGUAUAGCUGACUAUGGAGAAUAUGUCCCAGCAAAUGGUCUCCACAUGCGCCGCAUGCUCAGUGCCUAUCCGGGCACUGGGUCCAUUUAUGUGGCUGUUGCAUUCAGUAAUGACUAUCCAGAUGCCUACGCUGUGUACGUUCCUACGUCUUCAUACGCCUGUGAUCCUCUUGAUUAUCGUAGCUGUACUAAUUUAGAUGACGUAUUCUCGAAUAUGGUCUGCACAUCGUUGAUAUUCAUCGGGCUGUUCAUGUGCUACCUGGGCCACAGGUUCUUCAAGACUGAGAUGUUCCUGGUUGGCCUCUUCAGUGGUGUGUUCAUCACGUUUGUACUGAUAUCCAUCAUCGCUGAUGUGAAUAGACCAGCUCUACUGGGCGCGUCGAUAAUAUCAGGUUUGUGCUUCGGCGCGAUUUGGCUGUGUUUCUGGUGGUUCUACGGUAUACCGGUGUUCUCGGUGUUUCUACCCACACUCAAUCUUGGCUUCUUGUUUGCGUCAAUAUUGUAUUAUAGUUUACCAGGUGGUAUAGCCGUCCUCACGGAUCUCAGUUUCUGGACGAUAUUCAUAUUCGUGAUGCUAAUGACGUCGCUGCUCAGCAUAUCAACAACCUACCACACCAACAUAGCCUGCUGCGCGAUACUCGGCGCGUACGCGUUUAUAUACCCUAUCGACCACUACAUAGGGUCCAAUUUGAAGUACAUCCUCGUCAAUACGGUGAGACGAGCGGUCGUGCCAAACUUCAACAAGGCUGUGAUAUCGCCACCAUUUGAAUGGAGUGACGCGUCCCUCGUUGUGGUGUGGGCGGCUGUAGCGGUGACGGGUUUCCUGUUGCAGCGGCUUCACAAUCGCGGCCGCCCGCCCUUCCCGCCCCCGCCCAGGAGUGUCCGCCCAGCACCGUCUAUGUACGGGAGUGCUGACGUCCUUGCUAGGAGGCACUAUCAGUACGAGAAUGCCUACGCUGUGCCAUCGACAUCACAAAGCUCCGAAACAGCACCACUAUUGUCGACGGAAAAUUAGAUAUUGUACUGAAUUAAGAUACUAUGGUCGAAUCUUCGUCACUGAGACCAAUUGACCUUAGUGAGUCGGCUAAGAAAUAAGAUUAAUUCAGACAGCAACGCGAUACGUCCUUGCAUUUCUAAAUUUGUUUAGAUUUGACAGCUUUUCACGACGUCUCACUCAAUUGAAAUCUGUCAAAUCCAUACUUUAUUAGAAAUGGAUCUACGCGUCGCGUUACGGUCUGAAUUGACCCUAAGCCACAGCUGAUAAGGAAACGCAAGCUUAUAGUGUACAUUAUAAUUUUAAAAUCAGUCGCGUAAGCUGUUAGGUGUACGUUCUCAGCGGCGCAGAUAAGUUUUAUUUGGCCUUGGACGAAAAUGUGGACGAAGGACUGAUGUGUUUAAGCAUACUUUACACGAUAUUAAUUUAGUUAUUAAUAAUAAGACUGU